AUGGUACGAACAUACAAGAAGAGGAAGGAAGGAAGCCGGAAAUCGUAUGCAUCAAGCCAGGCAAUGAUACUAGCACAUAAUGCAGUGAUGGGCAAGACCAUGUCAGCGUAUCAGGCUUCCAAACACUUUGGUGUGGACAAGAAAAAUCCACCACAUCUCAUCAAAAACUUGAGGAACAAUUUCAUGAUGAAAAACAUCUCCUUUAGCUUGGAUAGUGAAAGAAUGACUGCAAAGUGGAGCCACCUCAAAGAGCUCUUCUCCCUCGAAACAUCUGGCCGGUCAAUUCGCACUGCUUCCAAGCUGACUAAAAAUAUAAACGUUAUCUUGGCAUGCCAGAUAUUUUCACACUCAGUCCCUGCGGCCCUGAAAUUCUACGUUUCAAAGUCGUUGAUGUCCAAAGACACUCUUCGCACAGCAUGCUUUGUGGAGACUGUGAACAGCAUGUGGGAUUUUGUAGACUCGCAUUCUCUCUCCGCCCCCGUCGGGAAGAAGUCGGUUGCAAGGAAUGAUUUGGAGGGCGACCAGGCCCGGUUUUCAUCCUUUUUCAACUAUGUUGAAAGCUGGUUUUACACAAACCCAAUAAACAGCAAACCAGCAACGAACAUUCCAAGUCACCAAGGGUGGCUCCUGGAGCUUUCACCAAAGAAGGGAUUGAGCCAACAGCUGAUUAUGGAGGAGGAGGUCUUGACACACUUGUGCCUGAGGAAGUGUAACCAGGAUCACGUUGAGAACCUUCACAGCCAAAAACGUGGCUACAAUGGUUUCAACAACCACCCAACCAUACCGGGUUAUGUCAACGCACUCCAUUGCCAGUCUUCUUCUUCUGCAACAUCAGAGCUUUUGGACAAGACGAUCAGUGCUGGAGCCAACUGCUAG
Aplysia californica (California sea hare) is the source of this 876-nucleotide messenger RNA. RefSeq lists its product as uncharacterized. The record is from RefSeq and is a predicted model, not a curated record. Lineage: Eukaryota; Metazoa; Mollusca; Gastropoda; Aplysiida; Aplysiidae. The transcript has 2 exons. Bases 1 to 876 code for a protein of 291 amino acids.